AUGGGUUCAAGAAAGGGUAGCUUUGGGGUCAACUAUGAUUACUCUUUUAAGGCUCUGUUGAUUGGGGAUUCUGCUGUAGGAAAGAGCAGUCUUUUGCUCAGUUUCAUCUCCAACUGCCAUCAGUUUCCUCAUGAGCUCUCUCCUACUAUUGAUGGGGGAGCUUGUGGCUUGGGAUAUGAUAUAGAAAAUGAUCCCUAUUAUGGUUUCAUUUCUGCUGGAAAUAACAACUUAUUUAAAUCCGGAGCUGGCUGCGGAGCUUGUUAUGAGGUGAAGUGCGUGUAUAACAAUGCUUGUUCAAAAAAGGCAAUUAGAGUAACAAUUACAGACGAGUGUCCCGGUUCAUGCAAUGACGAUGACAUUCACUUCGAUUUAAGUGGAAAAGCUUUUGGGGCUUUGGCAUAUCCUGGCCAAGAAUACAACUUGAGGAAUGCCGGCAGGAUCAGUCUUCAGUAUAGAAGGGUAAAAUGCAACUACAAGUCAAACGUAAAAUUCAAAAUUGUUCCAGGGUCAAAUCCUUACUAUCUAGCCUUUGUGGUGGAGGCUUUGAAUGGAUAUGGUGAUAUUGCUAGUGUUGAACUGCAACCUUCAAACUCAAAUUGGGUGUCAAUGCAAAGAUCUUUCGGAGCCACAUGGAAAGCUGAUUUGAAAUAUGCACAAAAAGGUCCUUUUUCUGUAAGAAUCACUGGACCUGAAAGCAGAGCAUCGAUUACCGCAUACAACGUCAUCCCUUACGAUUGGAAAAUUGGACAAUUCUAUUACUCCAAUGUUAAUUUUUGAUCAUACCACUAUUAUAUAUUCAAAAUAAGUACUUAUUUACAUUGCCU
Molecule: messenger RNA, 824 nt
Organism: Salvia hispanica
Lineage: Eukaryota; Viridiplantae; Streptophyta; Magnoliopsida; Lamiales; Lamiaceae
Product: expansin-B6-like
Biological process (GO): sexual reproduction
Cellular component (GO): extracellular region
Molecular function (GO): GTPase activity; GTP binding
Source: RefSeq, a predicted model, not a curated record